AGACUUAUUUGUCCAAGGCUUGUAAGAAGGAACACUGACUUCCUGAAAUCUUCAACCACGGAAGUGUCAGAAAGUAAUCAAGUGUAGUAACAUCAUCCCGCCACAAGGUGUCAGUAAGAGUCGACAUCAAAUGGGCAGAACAGCUUGUGUUCAUAUUCAGCCUCCAUUGGAGAAAAGAUAUGUUUAUUUUCAAAAUGUUGAAAGUGUCAACAGAUGUCCAAUAAUAAAAUAUAUUAUUCAUGUGUUGUACUUGUCAUAGAACACCAUGUGAGUCUUGACUGUGAUAUCUAGCAGUGUUUGAUGUUGACUUUAAGACCCCACUGAAGACUGAAUGAGCUCAAAUAUUCACAGUGCAAGAUUGUUGAACAUGAAACUAAAUAAUAAAAAGUCAUCUUGUUGUUGUGUUCUUCUUUCAGUGAUUCACACGCUGCAGUAUUUCCACACUGCAUCCUCUCAAGUUCCAAACUUCCCAGAGUUUGUGAGUGUUGGUUAUGUUGAUGGAGUUGAGAUUAGUUACUAUGACAGCAACAUCAGGAAAGCAGAAUCCAAACAGGACUGGAUGAACAAAAUCACAGCAGAGGAUCCAAAAUACUGGCAGAUAGAAACAGAGAUCAGUGUUGGUAAUGAGUUUAGGAACAAACACAACCUUGAAGUUCUUAAGAAGCGUUUCAACCAAACUGGAGGUGUUCACAUUCUCCAGAUGAUGACAGGAUGUGAAUGGAAUGAUGAGACUGAUGAGGUUACAGGUUGGCAGCAGCAAGGUUAUGAUGGAGAAGAUUACAUAUCGUUGGACAUGAAGACAUGGACAUGGACUGCAGCAAAACCACAAGCUUUCCCCUCCAAACUCCAGUGGGACCAGAACAUAUUUCGACUAGACUACAAUAAUUAUUAUUACACUGAGGAAUGUCCUUCUUACUUGAAGAAGUAUGUGAAGUAUGGGAAGAAGGUCCUAAUGAGAACAGAGCUUCCAGAGGUGUUCCUCCUCCAGAAGACGCCAUCCUCUCCAGUCACCUGCAUGGCGACAGGUUUCUACCCCGACCUCGCCGACCUGUUUUGGAGGAAAGACGGCGAGCAGAUGUUGGAGGACGUGGAGCACGGAGAGCUGCUCCCCAACCAUGACGGAACCUUCCAGAUGUCGGUGGAGCUGAAAGUGGAGGUGACGGCCGAGGUGGAGGGCAAGUACGAAUGUGUGUUCCAGCUGUCUGGCGUCAAGGAGGACCUGGUCACCAAGCUGGAGAGAAGAAGCAUCCUGAGCAACGCAAGCCAUGAAGGUGAGAAAGACACAUUUAGUUGGAGAUGUUUCCCAUCACAAGUCCACCUGUCACCAUUAUUGAUCCAUGUCACCAUGACAACGCUUGACGUCUGCAUGCAAAGUAGUCAUGAAGGUUUCCUCUUCAUGCUUUGUCACUCCACUUGUGCUUUUUUGCUCUCCACAGACAACUUGAGCGUCGCCCUCGCUGCCACGGCGGCGGUCGUCGCUGUGGCGGCCGUCCUGGCGGCCAUCAUCAUGGUCAUGGUCAGGCGUCACAGAAACAGACAAGGUGAGGGACACCAAUGUCCUCCGUCUUCUUCUUCUUCUUCUUCUCGGUCCAGGCCGUGAGUUGAUGCUUUCAUCCGGGCUGCAUGUUUUAGUUGCCUUCCAGCCAAACACUCAAAGAUCCACAGAGACAGAGCGCACACUCUCACAUAGAAACACGUGAGGAAAAAGUCCAUUUCACCUUGUUUCCCUUUCAUUUCAGCCCAGUACGAUCCAGCUCGUAAGUAAAACAUCUUUUCUUUGAGCCGCAAGAAACAAAGCCGUGGUGAAGCGUCACUCACAUGGAGGUCUGAUGUGGACCUUUGUUACAAGUUUAGCCUGAAAAUCCCAACUUGGGCUGACUCCUUCACAAUAAAAGAGCCUCCUGUGAGCACACGCAAUACAAAGUGUGGCAUAUCUCACGUUUGACAUGAGUCCUCAUGAUGAGGAUCAGCCAAAUGAGACCUCAAGUGUGCUGACUCAUCAAGAAGGUAUCCUAGUCAGGAAGUAGAAGAGCAGCACUCUGCUUCUUCAUGUUUCCAAGUCACACCUCAAAGAUCUGAUGUGAGUGACGAGGCACCUUCUGGAUGUUCUUCCUUCACCGUUUGCGUUUGUCCCGCAGCUCGCCACGGCGGCGUGGAGCUCUCCGAGAGGGUGGCGGCUGAAGGCUGAGUAAGUCUGCACCUCCAAAUGUUCUUGUGUGAAGAUGAUGUUCAACUUGGUUCUGUUGGGAAUGUGCUGAGUCAUCUUCUUCCUCCAGGAUGCUUUGUGCACUGGAACACAGAGAGAUGUCUCCAUCGCUGAGGGACGUCAUGGAGAUGUGCUUUGUUCUUCAUCCCACUGCUCCUCACGCUAUUCCAUCUAUUCUUCUUUGGCCGUUAAAAUACUUUCAACAUCAAACGUUGGUGGCUAUAAAAUCAUUCGGGGCUCACGUUUCAUGGCCUUGACAUCAUGACGAGGAUUUCUUCUUUCUUUGAAUGGCCGCUGCUUAUGAUCAAUAUCACAUUGUGUCACAUCUCUGUCAAUAAAUCCGUUUGUUCUCCA
Molecule: messenger RNA, 2560 nt
Organism: Entelurus aequoreus (snake pipefish)
Lineage: Eukaryota; Metazoa; Chordata; Actinopteri; Syngnathiformes; Syngnathidae
Product: class I histocompatibility antigen, F10 alpha chain-like
Exons: 3
Coding region: 332-1600 (422 amino acids)
Biological process (GO): immune response
Cellular component (GO): external side of plasma membrane
Source: RefSeq, a predicted model, not a curated record